Gavia stellata (red-throated loon) is the source of this 1252-nucleotide messenger RNA. It is a transcript of the gene HOXD8, whose product is annotated as homeobox D8. Gene Ontology annotation, cellular component: nucleus. NCBI's taxonomy places the organism in Eukaryota, Metazoa, Chordata, Aves, Gaviiformes, Gaviidae. The coding region runs from base 1 to 840 and encodes 279 amino acids. The transcript has 2 exons. The record is from RefSeq and is a predicted model, not a curated record. Gene Ontology annotation, molecular function: RNA polymerase II transcription regulatory region sequence-specific DNA binding; DNA-binding transcription factor activity, RNA polymerase II-specific. Gene Ontology annotation, biological process: regulation of transcription by RNA polymerase II.
AUGAGCUCCUACUUUGUCAACCCGCUGUACUCCAAGUACAAGGCGGCGGCGGCGGCGGCGGCGGCGGCGGCGGGGGAGCCCAUCAAUCCCCCGUACUACGACUGUCACUUCGCGCCCGAGGUGAGCGGCCGCCACGCCGCCGCCGCCGCCGCCGCCGCCGCCGCCCUGCUCUACGGGAACGGCGCGGCCGCCGCCGGCUUCCCGCACCCCGCGCCCGGCGGGGCGGGGGGCGGCGGCGGCGCGGCCGCGGACUUUUACCACCCGGCCGGGGGGAGCCCCACGGCCGCCUACCAGCCGCCUCCUCCUCCCCCCGCCGCGCCUCCGCCUCCUGCCCCCUGCAGCGGGGUUACCUGUCACGGGGAGCCCGCUAAAUUUUACGGAUACGAUAACUUACAGAGACAGCAGAUUUUUACGACACAGCAAGAGGCCGAGCUGGUACAAUAUCCUGACUGUAAAUCGUCCAGUGCUAAUAUUGGCGAGGAACCAGACCACUUAAAUCAGAGCUCGUCUCCUGCUCAAAUGUUUCCCUGGAUGAGACCACAAGCAGCGCCGGGUAGGAGGAGAGGAAGACAAACAUACAGCCGAUUCCAGACUCUAGAGCUGGAAAAGGAGUUCCUCUUUAACCCCUAUCUGACCAGGAAGAGGAGGAUCGAGGUGUCCCACGCACUAGGACUCACCGAGAGGCAGGUAAAGAUCUGGUUUCAGAACAGGAGGAUGAAAUGGAAAAAAGAGAACAACAAGGACAAAUUCCCCGCUUCCAGACAAGAUGGAAAGGAAGGGGAGGCCAAAAAGGAAGCACAUGAUCUGGAAGAAGACAGAGCUGAAGGCCAGACGAAUUAAAUUUUGCCCUAAAAGCCUUUGUGAAAGGCUACAAAAAAUAACCAGCGCCAUAGCCCCGACAUCUCGGCCCGUCUCCCCCUGUACGCGGUCCGGCCGUGGGACGAGUGACCCCGCGUUCCUCCGCUCGACAUUUCUCCGCUUCGGGUGCUUCACUUGUUCGUGGUUUUGUGUUGUUUUUAACCGUAUCCGGAACAAUCUCUAGAUUAAACAGUUUAUCUAUUUCUUUUGGAAAUUUGAUACAGAGUUUGUAGCAAUACAUCUCUAAUGAUAUAUAUACAUACUUCGGUUUUUUUUAAAUCUUAAAAGACGGUGAUUGCGGGAAACGACAUAAACUUCCUAAUAAUAAAUGCCAAUAAGCAAGACAUUUAACAAUGCUUUAUUAAUCAAGACAAGUGCACUUGUACUAUUUUAA